Messenger RNA from Sphaeroforma arctica JP610, 516 nucleotides. RefSeq lists its product as hypothetical. The transcript has a single exon. NCBI's taxonomy places the organism in Eukaryota, Ichthyosporea, Ichthyophonida. The annotation marks the transcript as partial. The record is from RefSeq and is a predicted model, not a curated record.
AUGGGCAUUGGUGGGGAAAAGGAGAAGGUAGAUGGAGCGGAGGUACCCGAAGAUACGCCGAGUGGCCGAGAGGCAGAGGCUGAGUGUGAUGUUGUGGAAGCGACAGACAGGGAUGGCCCAGGUGCACAGGAGUCUGAGAGUAAUUUGUUCACUUCCGGGUCAGAGGCUACGGCAGCCAAUCAAAACUCAGAAGCCGCAUCUGUGCAGCCGAGUGCUGGCGAACUCGAUGCCGGUGCAAACCCUGGAAACCCUAGAAACCCUGGUGUAGGUAGCCAGGAGGAGGAGGGGGGCCACUUGCAUACGCAAACCGGUGCUCCUGACCGGGACCCGCGCGAGCUACCAAAUAAGGGCAGUGGGGGAAAGGGCGGGAAAAUCGGGGAGGCGGAGGUGCCGCCACCCCGACCGGUGCACGCGCCGCCGCCUAGCAGUCCGUUGCAGAGACAACGUUCAACACACACACCAGCUAUGAUGGACAUCGCAGGACAGGAGGUAUGUGACACGCGGAGACAGGCAGAG